This is a messenger RNA of Microthlaspi erraticum, 2796 nucleotides long. NCBI's taxonomy places the organism in Eukaryota, Viridiplantae, Streptophyta, Magnoliopsida, Brassicales, Brassicaceae. The record is from the annotation of a GenBank genome assembly.
AUGGCUAGGCUAUUGGCUUACUGUACAGCCGGUCCUCUACUUGGUCCCAGAAGACAUGUUCAGUCCGAAGAAUACAGAAAACCAAGAAGGUCUGUGAAGAUGAUGUGCAGUUUGCAAGCACCUGUUCUGAGAAUCCAGAGCUUCACAGGGCUAAGAGCUUCCAGUGCGUUGGAUUUUACGGCAAGGCCUAGUCAAGGUUUCGUUUCUGUGGUCAACCGUUCGAUCUCAUCGAGGAAAGGGAGAGCUAGCCGAUGUGUAACAAAGGCCAUGUUUGAGAAGUUCACCGAGAAAGCAAUCAAGGUGAUAAUGCUGUCUCAAGAGGAAGCUCGGAGACUUGGCCAUAACUUUGUUGGGACUGAGCAAAUACUGUUGGGUCUAAUUGGGGAAGGCACUGGAAUCGCUGCAAAGGUUCUUAAGUCCAUGGGGAUCAAUCUUAAAGACUCUCGUGUAGAGGUGGAGAAGAUCAUUGGAAGAGGCAGUGGAUUUGUGGCAGUGGAGAUCCCGUUUACUCCUCGUGCAAAGCGAGUCCUUGAGUUGUCACUAGAGGAAGCUCGAUCACUAGGGCACAACUACAUUGGGACAGAGCAUCUUGUGCUUGGUCUUCUUCGUGAAGGGGAAGGAGUUGCAGCUCGUGUCUUGGAGAAUAUGGGUGUAGAUCCUGUUAACAUCCGGACGCAGGUCAUUCGUAUGGUUGGAGAAAACAAUGAAGUGACAGCAAACGUUGGUGGAGGAACCAGCGGGAACAACAGCAAAAUGCCAACACUAGAAGAAUAUGGGACAAACUUAACUAAACUAGCAGAGGAGGGUAAACUUGAUCCAGUAGUUGGAAGGCAGCCACAGAUAGAAAGAGUAGUUCAGAUCUUGGCUCGAAGAACCAAGAACAAUCCUUGUCUUAUUGGCGAGCCUGGUGUUGGUAAGACUGCAAUUGCUGAAGGACUCGCUCAGAGAAUUGCCAGCGGUGAUGUUCCUGAAACCAUUGAGGGGAAGACGGUUAUAACCCUUGAUAUGGGUCUUCUAGUGGCUGGAACGAAGUAUCGUGGAGAAUUUGAGGAGAGACUGAAGAAGCUUAUGGAGGAGAUCAGGCAAAGUGAUGACAUCAUUUUGUUUAUCGAUGAGGUGCACACUCUGAUCGGUGCAGGAGCAGCAGAAGGUGCGAUCGAUGCUGCUAACAUCUUAAAGCCAGCUCUUGCAAGAGGUGAAUUGCAGUGUAUUGGUGCAACGACCUUAGAUGAAUAUAGGAAACACAUCGAGAAAGAUCCUGCACUGGAAAGACGUUUUCAGCCUGUGAAAGUACCUGAACCGACAGUAGACGAAUGUAUACAGAUCUUACAUGGUCUCCGUGAGCGGUACGAGAUCCACCACAAGCUUCGGUACACGGACGAAGCUUUGGUUGCUGCUGCACAGUUGUCACACCAAUACAUCAGUGAUCGGUUUCUUCCCGAUAAGGCCAUCGAUUUGAUUGAUGAAGCUGGAUCUCGGGUUCGGCUACGCCAUGCUCAGAUCCCUGAGGAAGCUAGAGAGCUUGAAAAGCAGCUGAGACAGAUCACCAAAGAGAAGAACGAAGCUGUGCGAGGCCAAGACUUUGAGAAGGCUGGUUCUCUUCGUGACCGUGAAAUAGAGCUCAGGGCCGAGAUUUCUUCUGUGUUGGCAAAAGGCAAAGAACAGAGCAAAGCCGAGGAUGAAGCUGAAGAAGGAGGACCCAUGGUGACGGAAUCUGACAUCCAACACAUUGUCUCCACCUGGACUGGUAUCCCCGUAGAGAAAGUCUCGUCUGAUGAGUCUAGCCGUCUUCUCAAAAUGGAGCAGACCCUUCACACCAGAGUCAUUGGCCAAGACGAAGCCGUCAAAGCCAUUAGCAGAGCCAUCCGUCGUGCACGUGUUGGACUCAAGAACCCGAACCGUCCGAUAGCAAGUUUCAUCUUCUCUGGUCCAACCGGUGUGGGGAAAUCAGAGCUUGCCAAGGCCUUGGCUGCUUACUAUUUCGGUUCGGAAGAAGCAAUGAUCCGUCUCGACAUGAGUGAGUUCAUGGAACGUCACACGGUUUCAAAGCUCAUUGGUUCACCUCCUGGUUACGUGGGGUACACAGAAGGAGGUCAGUUAACCGAGGCGGUUCGACGCAGGCCUUACACGCUCGUCUUGUUCGAUGAAAUCGAGAAAGCACAUCCGGAUGUUUUCAACAUGAUGCUUCAGAUACUAGAAGAUGGGAGACUAACUGACAGCAAAGGAAGAACGGUGGAUUUCAAGAACACGCUUCUGAUCAUGACUUCAAACGUAGGAAGCAGUGUGAUCGAAAAGGGUGGCAGAAGAAUCGGGUUUGAUCUUGACUACGACGAGAAAGACAGCAGCUACAACAGAAUCAAGAGCUUGGUGACUGAGGAGCUAAAACAGUAUUUCAGACCGGAGUUCUUGAACAGGCUAGAUGAGAUGAUUGUGUUCAGGCAGUUGACGAAGCUGGAAGUGAAGGAGAUCGCUGAUAUUAUGCUGAGAGAAGUGGUGGUGAGGCUGAAGGACAAGGAGAUUGAGCUUCAAGUGACAGAGAGAUUUAAGGAGAGAGUUGUUGAUGAAGGAUUUGAUCCGAGUUAUGGAGCGAGGCCGCUGAGACGAGCGAUUAUGAGGCUUUUGGAAGAUAGCAUGGCUGAGAAGAUGCUCUCGAGGGAAAUUAAAGAUGGAGACUCUGUGAUUGUUGAUGUUGAUGCUGAAGGAAGUGUGGUUGUGUUGAAUGGUAACAGUGGAAGUCGUGAUGGUUUUAUUGCUGAAGAAGGCUUCUUGGAAGAAGAUCCAAUUCCUGUCUUGUAG